Molecule: messenger RNA, 294 nt
Organism: Cavenderia fasciculata
Lineage: Eukaryota; Evosea; Eumycetozoa; Acytosteliales; Cavenderiaceae
Gene: lsm3
Product: LSM domain-containing protein
Exons: 3
Coding region: 1-294 (97 amino acids)
Biological process (GO): mRNA splicing, via spliceosome; P-body assembly
Cellular component (GO): Lsm1-7-Pat1 complex; catalytic step 2 spliceosome; P-body
Molecular function (GO): RNA binding
Source: RefSeq, a predicted model, not a curated record
AUGGAAAAGAGAGACGAAGGAACUAUCGAAGAACCAUUAGAUCUCAUUAGAUUGAGUUUAGAUGAAAGAAUAUUUGUAAAGAUGAGACAAGAUAGAGAAUUAAGAGGAAAGUUACAUGCAUAUGAUCAACAUUUGAAUAUGAUUCUAUCAGAUGUUGAAGAAACAAUUAGAGUAGUUGAAAAGGAUGAAGAGACUGAUGAAGAAAUUGUAAAAAGUAUUAAAAGAAAAAUAAAGAUGUUGUUUGUAAGAGGUGAUGGUGUUAUUCUUAUUUCACCACCACUUAGAUCCAAUUAA